AUGGAUGAUCGCUUUUUUUCACGAAAUUUUUUUCUGAAUCAAUUUCCUGAAUUUGAAAGAUGUACUGUUUUUCUGCCAGACUUCUGA
Caenorhabditis briggsae is the source of this 87-nucleotide messenger RNA. The record is from RefSeq and is a predicted model, not a curated record. Bases 1 to 87 code for a protein of 28 amino acids. Lineage: Eukaryota; Metazoa; Nematoda; Chromadorea; Rhabditida; Rhabditidae. The transcript has a single exon.